Phasianus colchicus (ring-necked pheasant) is the source of this 2647-nucleotide messenger RNA. The record is from RefSeq and is a predicted model, not a curated record. Lineage: Eukaryota; Metazoa; Chordata; Aves; Galliformes; Phasianidae.
AUGCUAGAGCACAAAUACGGAGGUCACCUGGUAUCUCGCAGGGCAGCCUGCACCAUCCAAACUGCUUUCCGACAAUAUCAGCUCAGCAAGAACUUUGAGAAGAUCCGCAACUCACUGCUGGAGAGCCGCAUGCCACGCCGCAUCUCUCUGAGGAAAGUCCGGGUCCAGAACUCUGAGAGCUUCUCUGCUGAGAAAGCCCUAGUAGAGGGAUACAACUUUGUGGGCAUCCCCUUGGUGAGGUCCCCAUCUUUGCCAGCCACAAUCAGUGGAGCACUGACUGAGCUGGAGGACUCCUUCACGGAACAAGUUCAGUCCCUGGCCAAGUCUAUUGAUGAUGCUCUGAGCACCUGGAGCUUGAAAACCAUGUGCUCACUGCAGGAUGGGGGCUCAUACCAGAUAAGAGAGACCUUCAGUGCCAGUUCAAUGCAACCAAACCAAGACUUAGAAGCUGAGCUGCAGGACAAGGAGAAGGAGGAAGGGCUUCUGCCAGAUACCCUACCUAAGAGCAGCAGCACUCUUAUGAUGGCUUUUCGAGAUGUCACGGUCCAGAUUGACAACAAGAAUAUCUCUGUCUCAUCGUCUACCUCGGUGUCCAUGGCAAACUGCCUGAGCAGCAAUGCCCAGGCUGGGCUCUCUCAAGCCUCCAAGUCUGAAGAAAGCCAGGGAGAAGGGGAGGGAGAAGACAGUGAACCGCAGGCUGCCCCAGAGUGCUUACCUGAGACAGAAGCUCUCCAGAACAGCCACACUUUCACUGAAGUGAACAUUAGCACUAAUGGCAUGGGGGACAGCAAUGAGGAGCCUGUGCAGAUGGCAGUGCAGAAGCUCCAGUUUGAUGCUAACAAUGAGACGGGGCAAAGCAAAGGCUCUGAAUCUGAGAAUGCAGACAACUCAGAGCAGCUGAGCAGCAGCAGCACCUCUACUUCAGCAAAGUCAGCCUCUGAGGUGUCCUCAAAAGAAGCACUGCAAGCCAUGAUCCUCAGCCUCCCACGGUACCAUUGUGAGAACCCAGCUAGCUGCAAGUCCCCCACACUUUCCACAGACACCAUGAGGAAACGCCUCUACCGCAUCGGGCUGAAUCUCUUUAAUAUAAACCCAGACAAAGGGAUCCAGUUCCUGAUCUCCCGGGGCUUCAUCCCAGACACUCCUAUUGGGGUGGCACACUUCCUGCUCCAGCGGAAGGGCCUCAGCCGCCAGAUGAUUGGGGAGUUCCUGGGCAACAGCAAAAAACAGUUCAACAGGGAUGUCCUGGACUGCGUGGUGGACGAGAUGGACUUCUCAGGCAUGGAGUUGGAUGAAGCGCUGCGGAAAUUCCAGGCUCACAUCCGUGUGCAGGGGGAGGCACAGAAGGUUGAGCGGCUAAUUGAGGCUUUCAGCCAGAGGUACUGCAUGUGUAAUCCAGAUGUGGUCCAGCAGUUUCACAACCCAGACACUAUCUUCAUCUUGGCCUUUGCAAUCAUCCUCCUCAACACGGACAUGUACAGCCCCAACAUCAAGCCUGACAGGAAGAUGAUGCUGGAGGACUUCAUUCGCAAUCUGAGAGGAGUGGAUGAUGGUGCUGACAUUCCACGGGAGCUGGUGGUAGGGAUCUAUGAGAGGAUACAGCAGAAAGAACUAAAGUCCAAUGAGGACCAUGUGACAUAUGUCACCAAGGUGGAGAAGUCCAUAGUUGGAAUGAAAACGGUUCUCUCUGUGCCCCAUCGCCGAUUGGUCUGCUGCAGCCGCUUGUAUGAAGUGACUGAUGUGAACAAAGUGCAGAAGCAGGCAGCUCACCAAAGGGAAGUUUUUCUCUUCAAUGACCUGCUAGUGAUCCUCAAGCUUUGCCCCAAGAAGAAAAGCUCCUCGACCUACACGUUUUGCAAGUCUGUUGGCCUGCUGGGCAUGCAGUUCCAUCUCUUUGAGAAUGAAUAUUACCCCCAUGGCAUCACACUGGUGACUCCAGUUUCGGGCUCAGAAAAGAAACAGGUACUGCACUUCUGUGCUCUGGGAGCCGAGGAAAUGCAGAAAUUUGUGGAAGAUCUGAAAGAGUCAAUAGCAGAAGUGACAGAGCUGGAGCAGAUACGUAUUGAAUGGGAGCUGGAGAAGCAGCAAGGGGCAAAGACUCUCUCGCUACGGAGCAAUGGAGCCCAGAUAGAACCACAGUCCAAGCAGAGUUCUCCAACAGGCAAGAAGGAUUUGGGGGAGAAGGUCUCGGACAGCACAGUGGAGGUAUUAAUCAAUGCCUCCCCAGCCAGACUGACAAUUUUACCAAUUUCCAGAGAUACAAUUAAAAGUUACUGCUAGGACGGGUAAUACAACUUUCAAAUCCAAACUAAACUUCAAAGCAUUUUCAAUCCGUUUUUAUAACUGUAACAUCCCUCAUGGACCAAGCUCCCGAACGCUGUAGACUAACCCACCCCACUGCUUAUGGGGAGACUGAGAACCCCACUAAAGACUUCCCUGACAUGCUAACUCCAUGCAGCAUCACAUGCAAAUUCCCCUGCAGCCCAGCUUUCCUGCAUAAUCUCUGCAGCUGUCUCUCCAUCCCUUGAAGGGGAUUAAGCAUGGCCUUUUUAUAUCAGAGACUUUUCCCAGAGCUUCACCUUCCUAGAUAGGGAGCUUGGCUGUCCUGUAUGCUUCUAUCUUCACAGGGAUGUCUAGCACCCAUGGG